AGACUCUCAGUCGUACAUUGACAAUAGUGAUUAAAGUGAUACACGGUCUUUUGUUCAGAAACUCAAGUGAAAGUUUUAAAUUUUGUACGAAUCCAUUACAGGACACACACCGAAAGCGGUUAAAUAAUCAGCGUCACUCUACGUAGUUCCUAAUUCUUAAAUACCCAGUGAUUCCUUUUUGUGAUCAAACUCAUUUGUAUAAAAGUGAAGUGACCUCUAUUCCUUUCAAACAAUUUCAACUUUUGCUUUUUUUGCAUUUAUACCAAAAUAACAAACACGGUUGCAGUAUAAUCAAAAUAACAAAAUGUUCAGAAAUAUUGUGAUAACAAUAUUAGUAGUAUCGGCGUGUUCCGGUGAAUAUCCGGCCCCUUAUCACUCGAUAGCAGUAAAUACAGACCUAUCAUCGCCAGGAUUCCAGAGAGAUGAUACACCAUUAUCGUUCCAAUAUAAUACCGUACAUUUAUAUUCCUCGCCCAGUCCAGAUCAUGAUACACUAGACCGUCAACCACACCAUUAUAAUUUUAAUCCAACCAACUACAUAAAUAUUCAAUACGCCCCUCUUGUUAAAUCAUCGAGUAGAUUGUAUAAUAAAGUACACAGUCCACAUGAUGUCAGCAUCAGAAAUUUCGAUGAAAUUAAAGAAGCUUUGAAGUCGCCGAACCGUCUCACUGCUCCUCCUACUACAACUACAGUAAAAACUGAUCAUUUGGAACCAAGAUUUGUGGCAACUGGAGCACCAGUAACAAACAAAACAAAAGCAAAAGAUCUGCAGCAACAACCAUUGCCACAUUUGGAUUACAUUCCUGGACACAAUGUUGAAGUAUUGCGAUCUGUCAACCGUAGCCCAGGAACAAAUGUUGUGUUCAAGAAUCUUUCGGCUAGUCCUGCUGAAUCUAUUAACAAUGUGCCUCAAAAAAUGGUGAAUGUCAUAAUACCUUACAAAUUUAGCCAUCUGUCGAACAAAAGACAACAACCGGAGAUGAGUACUCAGAACGUUUAUUUCUCUCUCGGUACUGCUGAACACAAGAAUACCUCCAAAGUGACAACAACCAGCCCUCGUCCAAUGACCACCACAAUGAUACUACCUCCACAACACAAACACUACAGUUACAUAUUCCCUAGAAAUCAUCAGCAAUUGAUUUUGCCAAAACCAAAACUAUAUAAUGCUAUGGAUGUGAAAAAAGUGAUGGCUGUAAAAAACGCGCCGACCGUUCUGAGUGCUGCACCACAACAAAAGUCAUCCUAUAUGAAAAUGCAUACCCUUUUACUGAACGUUGCACGAGCCUAUAACAUGGCAUUGGCUCCACAAAGAGUAGCUUUGCAUUCUGGAGCCAACCCCGCGGUGUUAGGCAUUCUUGAACCUAAUACACAAAUGUAUGUGAGAGCUUCAAGAUUAUCCUCGAUACCGCAGCGUAAUCCAUCGAAUCAGAAAACAAUUUUGUACCCAAAACAAAAAAAAAUAAGAUUCGCCAUACAUUCAUAA
This is a messenger RNA of Hyposmocoma kahamanoa, 1483 nucleotides long. RefSeq lists its product as uncharacterized. The coding region runs from base 305 to 1483 and encodes 392 amino acids. The record is from RefSeq and is a predicted model, not a curated record. The transcript is spliced from 4 exons. NCBI's taxonomy places the organism in Eukaryota, Metazoa, Arthropoda, Insecta, Lepidoptera, Cosmopterigidae.